This is a messenger RNA of Prorocentrum cordatum, 643 nucleotides long. NCBI's taxonomy places the organism in Eukaryota, Dinophyceae, Prorocentrales, Prorocentraceae. The record is from the annotation of a GenBank genome assembly.
AGGGCCCCGGUGCGCCCGCCCCGCCCGCCCCGCGGGGCGGGGCCGGCCGCGGGCCCGCAGCCGCAAUGCAGCGUGCCGGGCCCCUCGUGGCGGCGGUGCUCCUCGUGCCAGGUGUUACCUCAACGCGGAUCUUGCACAGCGGACACCAGAAACCCCAGCAUGGCCUCUACAUGGAGGACGUGGAGGCCUGCGCGGAGAAGAUGAGCCAGUACUUCACCGCGGAGCAUCCGACGAACAAGGACACCGUCAAGAGGCGGCUGGUGGACGGCUGCAACGAGAGGGAGGAGGUGGACCUCAGGCCAACCGUCUGUCCGCACAUGGAUCGGAUGAUCACGGACAGUCAACGAGUGCUGUGUGCCGCUGGCGAGCGAUGGAGUUUGCCACUGGCCUCCGCGGAGGACAGCCUGUGGAAGGUGACCCCCGUGAAGCUGAUGACCCCGGCGUACGUCUGCGAGCGCACGGAGGCGCACAUGACGGAGCUCCAGGGCGUCGCCAAGAUGCCACGCGUGGGGUCUGGCAUGAUCCACUUCUCUGGCACCAAGAAGACGUGUGAGUCUACCGUGGAGGCAGCCCUCGAUGGCGCCCCGACGAUCAUCUCCAGCAACGUGCCGAACUUCUGGUACGCGCUGUGCAUGAACCAGGA